GUCCCGGCCAUUGUUGCUGGUGAGCGGAGAGCAGGAGGGAAUGAGUGAGACCGAGGACUGUGGGAACCAGACGUGCUCCGGGUGUCCCAGUGUAGAGCAGAUGCUGGCGUUGAGUCCUGGGAAGACUCCCAUCAGCUUGCUGCAAGAGUAUGGGACUCGGGUAGGAAAGACUCCCGUGUAUGACCUACUCAAAGCUGAAGGACAAGCUCAUCAACCCAACUUUACGUUUCGUGUGUCUGUUGGAGAAAUCAACUGUACCGGUCAAGGACCUAGCAAGAAGGCGGCAAAGCACAAGGCGGCAGAAGUGGCACUCUCCCUACUGAAGGGUGUAGAUAUGUUUGGAGAAAUUCUCGAGGAAAACAGUAGUACUGACUGUACAGCUGAACUACCUGCAGAAGUAACCGUAAAGUCUGAGGGAGCAUCUCCACCAACGUCAAGGAAUAACAGCAUUGACAUGAAACCGCCUUUGUCGGCCCAGCAGUCAGAGUGUAAUCCCGUGGGGGCCCUACAGGAGUUGGUGGUGCAGAAAGGCUGGAGACUUCCCGAAUACACAUUAACGCAGGAGUCGGGCCCAGCACACAGGAAAGAGUUCACCAUGACCUGCCGGGUGGAGCGCUUUCUAGAGAUUGGCAGUGGCACAUCCAAGAAGCUGGCAAAGAGAAAUGCUGCGGCCAAGAUUCUCAGGGUACCCACAGAGCAUCGGGAAAAUGGAGAGCCAGAGCCUGAAGAUGAUCAGUUUUCUAUGAAUACAGGAGGGGGAAGACUGGAUGGGAGCAGAGGUCGAGGACUAGCCUGUACUUGGGACUCUUUGCGCAAUUCUGCUGGAGAAAAGAUCCUUCACCUAACAAGUCAUCCACUUACCAUCCUUAAUUCUGGCUUCUGUGCCCUGCUGCAAGACCUGUCUGAGGAGCAAAGCUUUCAGAUCAGCUAUCUUGAUAUUGAUGAAUGUAGUUUGAGUGGCCUGUACCAAUGUCUUGUGGAGCUUUCGACACAACCCACGACUGUAUGUCACGGUUCUGCUGCCACGAGAGUAGCAGCCCGUGCUAACGCUGCACACAACGCACUGCAGUAUCUGAAAAUCAUGGCUGGCAGUAAGUGAACGUGAGGAAGAGAGAAGAACAGAAAUCUGCUUAAUUUUUUGGGGUUACUCAAGGACUCAACACCAGAAGAGCCUAAUCCUCUAUACUAUGUGCACCGCAAAGCCCCCAAAUAUGCUCCAACAAAAUGUGACCAA
Messenger RNA from Bufo gargarizans (Asiatic toad), 1234 nucleotides. Its product is annotated as RISC-loading complex subunit tarbp2-like. Gene Ontology annotation, cellular component: RISC-loading complex. The transcript has a single exon. The coding region runs from base 41 to 1099 and encodes 352 amino acids. Gene Ontology annotation, molecular function: pre-miRNA binding; siRNA binding; double-stranded RNA binding. The record is from RefSeq and is a predicted model, not a curated record. NCBI's taxonomy places the organism in Eukaryota, Metazoa, Chordata, Amphibia, Anura, Bufonidae. Gene Ontology annotation, biological process: regulation of miRNA processing; regulation of viral transcription; regulation of siRNA processing.